Messenger RNA from Kickxella alabastrina, 726 nucleotides. RefSeq lists its product as uncharacterized. The coding region runs from base 1 to 726 and encodes 241 amino acids. NCBI's taxonomy places the organism in Eukaryota, Fungi, Kickxellomycota, Kickxellomycetes, Kickxellales, Kickxellaceae. The record is from RefSeq and is a predicted model, not a curated record. Gene Ontology annotation, molecular function: protein binding. The transcript has a single exon.
AUGUUUGUUGGCACACUGGGGCUCAUGCUUGCCGGCAUUUUAGCCAGUAUUGUGUGCGCAGUCAUGAAGACAGAGUACAUUGUGGCCACGACAUGGUUCAUGAUUGUGUACCUACUGCUGCUCGCACUCAGCCUGGUCUGGGCUGUCGCGGACUCCGCGCUCAACAGGUACCGACUGGCAUUGCUGACCAUGAUUGGUGUCGGCCUAUCUCUCAACAUCGGACAUAUCGGAUACUACAUCAACGCGAGCGUCGGCACCUUACAGGCAAUGUCGGCCAGCCUGAUAUUUGUCGAGAUUCCGCUUUUCUUCUGGGUGCUUCUCCUCGGCAGCGGGCCCGGAACAUACUUGGCCGAUGUGUGCGACAUAGAGAAGAAGGGCGUCAACGGUCUCCCGAUGGCCGACGUUUCAAUGUCGCAUGGAAAUUACAGGCAUACAGUCAACUCGUCGACGGGCGCUGGCAACCGCAGCACCAUCGCCGACUACUACACUUCUGAACUUAGCCAGUCAGCCAUCUCAAGCAAGCGGCCAGACUCGUCAGCUGUGGUGUACAAAGCGCGGGCGCUGUACCCCUACGACGCCAACCCUGACGACCCCAACGAGGUCUCCAUCGCCAAAGAGGAGAUUAUGCUUGUCAUUGACGAUAGCGGCAAGUGGUGGCAGGUCAAGAAGGAGGAUGGAACUGUGGGUAUUGCACCCAGCAACUACCUCGCGCGUAUCACAAAUUGA